GUUUGCUAGAGUAAAGGGCGAAGAAGUUAGCAGCGGAAGUGCUGUUCGACCAAAAUGAAACGUUUGUUUUAUAUCAGUAAUUUCGGUUCAACAUUCAUCAGCUAACGCUAAACCAUUCCGUUGAAACCAUAAGAUAAAACACUCGUUCUUUGAAGGAGGUGUUUUCUUUUUGGUCGAGUUUCACUAAAAAUUCGAUGCUUCUCCUGGACUAACCCGCCACAUUCUUUGGAAACGAAAACGAAGUAGGUAGCAGGAUGGAUCCUGCUCUGUUUAAGGAGAGGGAAUUGUUCAAGAAGAGAGCUCUGUCCACACCCACUGUAGAGAAGAAAACAUCUGCGUCUGAGCAUGGCUCCCACAAGAAGAAGGUCAAAGCUGAUAAGGAGAGCUCCUCUGGGUCCAAACACAAUCGUGAAUCCAGUAGUGGAACCUUGAAAAUUAAAGGUAGCUCUGGAUACAAGUUUGGUUGUCUGGCGAAAAUAGUAAAUUACAUGAAGACGAGGCAUCAGAAGGGUGACACACACUUUCUCACCCUAGAAGAGAUUCUCGAUGAGACCACACUUCUAGACAUCAGCCCAACGCAGAAACACUGGCUCAUGACAGAGGCUUUGGUCAGCAACCCAAAAAUCGAGGUGCGUGAUGGGAAGUAUGGCUUUAAGCCAAAAUACAACCUAAAGGACAAGAAAGCUCUCCUGAGGCUGCUGGAUAAACACAAUCUGGAUGGACUGGGUGGAGUGCACCUGGACGACGUUGAGGAGGGGCUGCCCAACGCAGCCAAGGCUAUUAAGGCUUUGGGGGAUCAGAUCGUGUUUGUGACAAGACCAGACAAAAAGAAGGUCCUCUUUUACAAUGACAAGAACUCUCAGUUUGUGAUUGAUGAAGAAUUCCAGAAGCUGUGGAGGACCGUUACUGUAGAUUCCAUAGAGGAAGAGAAAAUUGAAGACUACUUGAAGAGACAAGGGAUCUCUUCCAUGCAGGAAACCGGACCAAAGAAAGUGAUACCAGUUCAAAAGAGGAAGAGGCCGACUAUGCAGAGAAAGAGGACAUUCAAAAGGCAUAAUGACCAUAUGGCUGGUGUUCUGGAGGACUAUUCAGACGAUGUACCUCCAAAGAAGUGAAUGUUACUUCCAAGACGAUGCGGGAGCAUCUGGACAUACAGAGUGUAAAUAAAUUGUUUUCA
Thalassophryne amazonica is the source of this 1177-nucleotide messenger RNA. It is a transcript of the gene gtf2e2, whose product is annotated as general transcription factor IIE, polypeptide 2, beta. The record is from RefSeq and is a predicted model, not a curated record. Bases 255 to 1115 code for a protein of 286 amino acids. NCBI's taxonomy places the organism in Eukaryota, Metazoa, Chordata, Actinopteri, Batrachoidiformes, Batrachoididae. Gene Ontology annotation, cellular component: transcription factor TFIIE complex. The transcript is spliced from 8 exons. Gene Ontology annotation, biological process: transcription initiation at RNA polymerase II promoter.